Acinonyx jubatus (cheetah) is the source of this 1969-nucleotide messenger RNA. RefSeq lists its product as uncharacterized. The record is from RefSeq and is a predicted model, not a curated record. Bases 1 to 765 code for a protein of 254 amino acids. The transcript is spliced from 3 exons. NCBI's taxonomy places the organism in Eukaryota, Metazoa, Chordata, Mammalia, Carnivora, Felidae.
AUGGCUGCUGCAAAUCCAGGGAUCACAUCUUCACCCUGGGUUCGAAGGCGGGAAGGCAAGCAGAAAGUGUAUUCUUCAGGAGCUUUUCUCAAAGAGCGCGUUCGGCUGUUAACCGAAAGGUUGGUGGUUCGAGCCCACCCAGGGACGGCCCCGUCUUUUGCGGGUUUGUCGCCGGUACUUUUGCACAAUUCUUGGGAGUUCAGACCUACAGACAACUCGGAGGUGGAUAUCCGGGGGUUGAGGGAAAAGAAACCGCCCAACUCCCUUCGCCGCCCACCCUGCGUGCCGCUCUUCAGCUUCCGGGAGCGCUGGCGGCCCCUCCCCCAGCCGUCCCCUGCUGGAGACGGGCAGGUGGGCUGUUCCUGCCGUUCCCCGGGGUCGGCGGGAGGGUCCAGCGCCUUAAAGCGCGCGCGUACUUCCACUUGUGAUCGCCCAGUUCCCAAACUCAGGCCGCUGGGUGCCCAAAGGAGCCCUCGUCCUCCUCGCUCUUUCCUGAAGCUCAGGCCGCACAAGUCCCUUCCCUGCCUCGCCAGGCUCCCGCGGGCUCCGAGCGGACCGACAGACUGGCGCGAGCGCCGAGAGCGCGCAGAGCCCGGGCGGGCCCCUCAGCCGCGCGCGCGCGGCCGCGCCGGGGCUCGAACCCGCCUCCGCAGCUCCGAGCGGCCCCGGAGGCCCCGGCGGCGGGAGCGCGGCCCGAGCUGCUCUCGUUCUGCUUCAGGACCCCUGAAAUGUCAGAGGUCGCGUGCAUGUGUACAUGUUAAUUAGGGCUCACAUUUAGUGAGUGUUCAGUCCUGGCCAGUCACUGCUCUGAGUGCUUUCAUGGAAGAAAGUGCGAUCCUUACAACAACCCUUCCAGGUAGGUCCUACUGUUGCCACUGUACAGAUGAGCUACCGGAAGCAAGGUGCAGUGGGCCGAUUUGCCUGAAUCUGCAGUUAGUCACUAGCGUGGUACAGAUUUGAACCCAGGCAGUCAGGCUCCAGAGCCCAUGCUCCUCACUGUUGUACUAUACUUCUCCUUCUGACUUAGAGCUCCUUGAUUAAUUAGUUAAUUUAAAACCAAAGGUGAUAUUUUUAAUGAAUUUUUAUGACGUUUCAUUAACAUUUUGUUCCAGAGUUCAUGAAGGAAAAAAGAAACCCAUGGAACAUUCAUGGAAUACUAAAGGGCAUUGUUAAAUUGCACAUUCAUUGUGCUGCUUCGUUUUAUUGAAAUGAAAACUGGGUAGGAACAUGAAAUCUUAAUGUGAAAUGGAUCUUUGGGAAACAAUUUGAUAGCAUUUCCUUGGAGAAGGCAAGAUUAGAAACAAAGACAGGCUGGAAUAGCCCAGGCAAAAUAGGGAAGAAAGAUAGAAAGAAUAGAUUCAAGCAUGGGGCCUAAUGUAGAGCCUAAGGAUUCUUGGACUGAUGUUUGGCCUUUGGGAUAUACCCAUACAGACCCCGAUUUCGGGACCCUUUUGGGAGAUAGCACCACGGUUGGCCCUGGACAGGUGCCUAGGCGGCAGUUUUAAAUUUGAUCCUAAAAUUUUUUCCGUAUGUUCAAUCUCAUCCUAUUUCGGGGAUUAAUAGGAUUUAGAGGCCAGAAAGUAAAGAGGAGGGAUUAAGUGAGAAUGGAGACGGGGCAAAGAGUGCAAAACUGCCCUCUAAUGUAAGUAGUUGAUUUUAUUAUGUAGGCAAGUGCUUAGUGCAUUUCUUUGUACUCGCUGUUGCAUACAGAGAAGACAGGUGGGAAGCCUUUUAGAAAAAUCGCUUAAAUAUUUAUGGAGAAAUUGGCUUUGUAAAAUUUCAGUGUGUACUACUUGUAGAUGUUGCAAUUCAUGCUACUUUUGGGGAGCGUUACUUGGUUUUCAGUGUCUUGGUUCUGUGAUACCAACAAAGCCCAGAAAUGUGUCGAGAUCAUUCAGAUCAUUAAUUGAAGACUGAAGAGCCUUUAACAGUCUAUGUCGAGCAUCUGAGUAUGUAAAUAUGUUCCUAA